AUGUCCUUUAUAGGCACUGGUUCCUUUGGGAACUACGACCACACAGCCCAGUCUUCUGGAGCACCUCUUGGACGCCGACAGACACACGACUUUGAGGAGGAGACUGUCGCCGCCAACCCUGCCGGACCUACUCACCCUGAGCCGAGUUCUUCACAUUCUCACAACGACCAAAUGACGGGAACACGGGCCACUUCCAUGACCGAGGUUGACGAGAACACCACUCGUCCUGUGAAGGAGAAGGACGGCCAGCAUGCCAAUGACGACAGCGACAGCACCACCGAGGACGAUGAGGACCGUAUCGAGGAGAACCGCCGCGCAAGCCAAGUCCUCGCCCUGGCACGAAAGUACACCUCGCAGUCCCAUGCCGCCGUUCCCGAUGGAAAGACUGUCUUCCAGGUCGACGACGACAACUCACCACUCAACCCCAAUGGUCCCAAAUUCAACUCUCGUGCUUGGGCCAAGGCCAUCGUUGAGCAGGUCAAUGGCGAGGGUCACCAGUUCCGCACCACCGGUGUCGCUUUCCAGAACUUGAACGUUUUCGGUUUCGGCUCUGCCACGGAUUACCAGAAGGAUGUUCUCAAUGUCGGUCUCGAAGUCAUCGGCCAGGUCCGCAACCUCAUUGGCAUGAGCCGGCAGCGCCGCAUCGACAUUCUCCGCGACUUCGAUGGUGUUGUGCGCAAGGGUGAGAUGUUGGUUGUUUUGGGUCCUCCUGGUUCCGGCUGCACAACCUUCCUCAAGACCAUUGCCGGCGAGCACGAUGGUAUCUUCAUUGACGACCAGUCUUACUUCAACUAUCAGGGUAUGACCGCCAAGGAAAUCCACUCGCACCACCGUGGUGAGGCCAUCUACUCUGCUGAAGUCGAUACCCAUUUCCCCCAGUUGACAGUGGGUGACACUUUGACCUUCGCGGCUCGCGCCCGCGCUCCUCGUCACAUCCCCGACGGCAUCAACAAGACCAUGUUCUCCAACCAUCUCCGAGAUGUCGUCAUGGCCAUGUUUGGCAUCAGCCACACCGUCAACACUCGUGUUGGUAACGAGUAUAUCCGUGGUGUUUCGGGUGGUGAGAGAAAGCGUGUUUCCAUUGCCGAGGCCGCUCUCUCUGGCGCUCCCCUCCAGUGCUGGGAUAAUAGUACCAGAGGUCUCGACAGUGCCAACGCCAUUGAGUUCGUCAAGACCCUUCGGUUGCAGACUGAGCUUUUCGGAAGCACUGCUUGCGUGUCCAUCUACCAGGCUCCUCAGAGCGCUUAUGACCUCUUCGACAAGGCUGCUGUCUUGUAUGAGGGUCGCCAGAUCUUCUUCGGCCGUGCCGACGAAGCCAAGCAGUACUUCGUCAACCUGGGUUUCGAAUGUCCUGCUCGCCAGACCACUCCCGAUUUCCUGACCUCCAUGACCAGUCCCACGGAGCGUAUUGUUCGCCCCGGCUUUGAGGGCAAGGCUCCUCGCACACCCGACGAGUUUGCCGCUGCUUGGAGGAACAGUGCCGAGUACAAGUCGCUUCAGGCUGAGAUCGAAGAGUACAAGCAGGAGCAUCCCAUCAACGGUCCCGAUGCUGAAGCUUUCCGCGCCUCCAAGAAGGCCCAGCAGGCCAAGGGUCAGCGCGCCAAGUCUCCCUUUACCCUCUCAUACGUGCAGCAGGUUCAGCUGUGCUUGUGGCGAGGAUGGCGACGCUUGAUAGGAGAUCCCAGUAUCACAAUGGGCUCUCUUAUCGGUAACUUCAUCAUGGCUCUCAUCAUCUCCAGUGUCUUCUACAACUUGCAGAAUACCACGGACAGUUUCUACCAGCGUGGCGCUCUUCUUUUCUUCGCCAUUCUCAUGAACGCUUUCUCUUCGGCCCUCGAAAUUCUGACCCUCUACGCUCAACGUCCGAUUGUCGAAAAGCACGCUCGAUAUGCUCUCUACCACCCGUCCGCUGAAGCUGUCGCUUCCAUGUUCGUCGACAUGCCCUACAAGCUCGCCAACUCCAUCACCUUCAACGUUACGCUGUACUUCAUGACGAAUCUGCGCCGAGAACCUGGACCGUUCUUCUUCUUCCUGCUCGUGUCUUUCGUCACCGUUCUCGUCAUGUCGAUGAUCUUCCGUACCAUCGCCAGUUCUUCGCGUACGCUUUCUCAGGCCAUGGUGCCCGCUGCCAUCAUUAUUCUGGCGCUCGUCAUCUUCACCGGUUUUGCUAUUCCCACCAACUACAUGCUUGGCUGGUGCCGCUGGCUCAAUUACAUUGAUCCUAUCGCCUAUGCCUUCGAGGCGUUAAUGCUGAACGAGUUCAUUGGACGCAAGUUUUCUUGCACUGCAUAUGUUCCUAGCCCCCAGAUUCCGUCGUAUGCCAAUGUCGGUAGCUUGAACCGCGUCUGCUCAGCCGUUGGUUCCGUCACUGGCCAGGACUACGUUCUCGGCGAUGACUAUCUCCGUCAGAGCUUCAACUAUGUCAACAGCCACAGGUGGCGCAACUUUGGUAUCAUCCUCGCCUUCACCUGCUUCUUCCUCACCACUUACAUUCUUGCCGCUGAGGCUGUCUCUGCCAAGAAGAGCAAGGGUGAGGUUCUCGUCUUCCGCAGGGGUUACAAGCCCGCCUCCUUCAAGGAGAACAAGGGUGAUUCUGAGUCUGGUGGCGUCGCGGUUGCCGGCAAGGGUCACGUCAGCGAUGGCAACACCUCCGACAAGGAAACCGGUUUCUUGCAGGCCCAGACUAGCGUCUUCCACUGGAACAAUGUCUCUUACCAUGUCCCCAUCAAGAAGGAAAUUCGCCAGAUUCUCAACAACGUUGACGGCUGGGUUAAGCCUGGUACUUUGACUGCUCUCAUGGGUGUCUCCGGUGCUGGCAAGACCACGCUUCUCGACUGUCUCGCUGACCGUAUCAACGUUGGUGUUAUCACUGGUGAGAUGCUGGUUGAUGGCAAGCCCCGCGACACUUCCUUCCAGCGCAAGACCGGUUACGUUCAACAGCAGGAUCUCCAUCUCGAAACCACCACCGUCCGUGAGGCCUUGAACUUCAGUGCCCUCCUCCGCCAGCCCGCCCACGUUCCCCGCGCCGAGAAGCUCGCUUACGUCGAUGAGGUUAUUAAGCUUCUCGACAUGGAAGAGUACGCCGACGCUGUCAUUGGUGUCCCCGGUGAAGGCUUGAACGUCGAGCAAAGGAAGCGUCUUACUAUCGGUGUCGAACUUGCUGCCAAGCCUCCUCUUCUUCUCUUCGUUGACGAGCCUACUUCCGGUCUCGACUCUCAGACUUCGUGGGCUAUUCUGGAUCUCCUCGAGAAGCUGACCAAGAGCGGCCAAGCUAUUCUAUGCACUAUCCAUCAGCCCUCGGCCAUGCUUUUCCAACGCUUCGAUCGUCUCCUGUUCUUGGCUAAGGGUGGUAGAACCGUUUACUUCGGCGACAUCGGCAAGAACUCCAACACCAUGGCUUCCUACUUCGAGCGUCAGAGCGGUGUCAAGUGCCCUGCGGAUGCCAACCCUGCCGAGUGGAUGCUUGAGGUUAUCGGUGCUGCUCCUGGUACUCACUCCGAGAUUGACUGGCACGAGGCUUGGCGCUCCAGCCCCGAGUACGAAGCUGUCCAGGAGGAGUUGCAACGUCUGAAGAACAGCCCCAAGGAUGAGACCGCUUUGGAAAUGGAUGGUGGUAGCUACCGUGAAUUCGCCGCUCCUUUCUUCGCGCAGCUGCGCGAGGUUACCUACCGUGUCUUCCAGCAAUAUUGGCGUACCCCGUCGUACAUCUACUCCAAGGCCGCCCUCUGCAUCUCCGUCGCCAUGUUCAUCGGUUUCGUCUUCUACAACGCCCCUAACACCAUCCAGGGUCUCCAGAACCAAAUGUUCGCCAUCUUCAACCUGCUCACCAUCUUCGGCCAGCUCGUCCAGCAAACCAUGCCUUACUUCGUCGUCCAGCGUUCGCUCUACGAGGUCCGUGAGCGCCCGUCCAAGGUCUACGGCUGGAAGGUCUUCAUGCUCUCUCAGAUCAUCGUCGAGCUUCCCUGGAACGCGCUCAUGGGUGCCAUCAUGUACUUCUGCUGGUACUACCCCGUCGGCCUUUACCGCAACGCCCAGCCUAUGGACCAAGUUACCGAGCGUGGCGGUCUGAUGUUCCUGCUCCUCCUCGCUUUCAUGUGGUUCACCUCGACCUUUACCGACUUCAUGAUUGCCGGUUUUGAGACCGCCGAGGCCGGUGGUAACAUUGCCAACUUGCUCUUCUCGCUCUGCUUGAUCUUCUGCGUCAGCGCCAUGUUGUCGGUCGGUGUGGCCAACACGGACGUGCAUUGCUCGGAUGUCGAGUUUCUCAAGUUCGAGCCCCUCAAUGGCACUUGCGCCGAGUACAUGGCCGACUACAUAACCACCGUCACGCAGACCAGCGGCUCCGGUGGUUACCUCUCCAACCCGGAUGCCACGGACAUGUGCAGCUACUGCCCCCUUGACAAAACCAACAUGUUCCUUGCUAGCGUGUCCUCCGACUAUGCCGAAAGGUGGCGCAACUUUGGCAUCCUCUUCGCCUACAUCGCCUUCAACAUUCUCGCCGCCCUUGCCGUCUACUGGCUCGUCCGCGUGCCCAAGAAGAACGGUAUCUUUGGCUUCCUCAAGAAGAAGGAGAAGAAGGAGUAG
Molecule: messenger RNA, 4584 nt
Organism: Sordaria macrospora k-hell
Lineage: Eukaryota; Fungi; Ascomycota; Sordariomycetes; Sordariales; Sordariaceae
Source: RefSeq, a predicted model, not a curated record